Molecule: messenger RNA, 992 nt
Organism: Drosophila sechellia
Lineage: Eukaryota; Metazoa; Arthropoda; Insecta; Diptera; Drosophilidae
Product: matrix-remodeling-associated protein 7
Exons: 2
Coding region: 16-522 (168 amino acids)
Source: RefSeq, a predicted model, not a curated record
CAAAAAGAGUUCGAAAUGCACGACUUUUUCCCUUCGCUGGAUUUUCUCUUUCUUGGACUUCCAGGCCACUACUCGGUAGCGCUGGUCACCCUUCUGUUGUGCGUUUUGAUCGCCUUCUACUUCGCAAAUAACUUCAAGGACAAAGGCGAACUAGAGGACGAGGGCUUGGGGGCCGACGAGCCGCGCAAUGAGGAGGAUUCCGAGUCGAGGACUCCGCCAGGGGAGGAAACCGACGACGACGAAGCCUACGAAGAGAACUCCAACGAAAGGGAAGUGGAGCUUAUCGAGGAACAGCUGCCCGAGCACAGCUACAACCACCUGAUGGGCCAGCUCAAGGCCAAGAGGCUCAAGCACAAAAUGGAGAAGACCCUGACUCCCAGCCAAAUCGAGGAAGAGCGCCGAAUAGAGCGCGAGCAGCUGGCGGCCAUCUUUGAGCUCCUGCGCAAACAGGAGGCGGAAUUGAACCUCCAGGACCGAAUAAGCGACCAGGAUCUCAAGCAGCAGGUGCGGCUCUAUCGCUGAAGUGGCGCCUGGUCUCACCCUACCUGAAUGUGCAGACUUGUGUGAUCUAUUAGUUUAAUGUUUAAAAUCCCAGGCUUUGCUGUUGCCACAUUCGGCCCACUAAGUGCGGGAAAGUCUUCAGUCAGAGAGCUAUCUAAUCAGUCGAUGAUGGCGGAAUAUAAUAUCAUAGUUGUAUGUAAAUUAUAUGUAUUCCACUUCGAUCUGUGUAUUUUGUGAGUUGCUGGUGUUAUUAAAAUCUGAUUUAUGAACGAUUCGUAGUAAAUGGCAAUUCAGCUUUCGAAUUAAGAAUAUAUGUAGUAUAUAUUUUUACAUGUUAAAAGAUGUGCUUAAACUCGCGAAAAGAAAACAUUCUACGUAAUAUAGUAUAUAGAUUUAAAAACAAUUAGUUGCCAAAUUCGAUGGUUAGAUUUAAAUUGUAUUUAUAUAACUUUGGAUUUACUUGUUCAAUAAAGAAUGUUAAGCUGUGUUAA